CAGCGCCAGAAGUAUGUUGUUGCUAGUUAGCAGCUGGCUAGCACGUUGGUCGUUUUGUUUUUUUUUUACUAAUAAGCCAACACAUUAUCCAUGAGUGCAGCAUAAUUUAUAAGUGAAUGUCUUUACUGGGGCACAGUUCGUUGAUAUCAGAGCAAUGUCGGACAGAAAGAGAACAAGAGAGAAGGAGGACAGACGAGACCACAAGAGACACAAGACAUCCAAACAGGAUUUGGAGAAACUCAAAACACAAACGAAAAGACUCAACCAAGAUGUCCAAAAACUGAAACAUGUUGAGACGUUCUACGAGAAACCUCCCCCGGGAUUCAUAAAGGAGCACCAGGACAAACCAGAGGACUGUAUUCCUGCUGAACCAGGAAAUGAAGAAGCCAGGAGCUUCCUGGCCCACGCCCCCACCAAGGGGCUGUGGAUGCCACUGGGGAGGGAGGUGAAGGUGAUGCAGUGUUGGAGAUGCAAGCGCUACGGCCACAGGACAGGAGAUCGAGAGUGCCCGUUCUUCAUCAAAGGCAACCAGAAACUGGAGCAGUUCAGAGUGGCUCAUGAAGACCCAAUGUAUGACGUCAUUCGGGAAAACAAAAGGAAUGAAAAAGAAACCAGGAUCCAGCAGCUGCAGCAGCUGCUCCAGGACACCACCUCCUCCAAUUCAGACAGCUCCUCCUCUUCCUCGUCCUCAUCCUCAUCUGACCACCAUCGCAGUAAGAAAAGGAAGAAGAGGAAGGACAAAAAGAAGAAAGACAAGAAGAAGAGAAAAAGGAAACGAAAGCACAAGUCCUCCAAAACCAGCGACUGCUCAGAUUCAGAUUGAGCGCUUGGAACAUAUGUGCUACGUACAUUGAACGUAGGAAGAGACCGCGAAUGAAGUAGCAGCAAUGGUAGAUCUCACGCAGUAGUGAAGUGUGUUCUUCAGAGUGCCUCAGUAAGAACGGCAUUCUGGAGGCCUUUCUAAGCCUUUUCUCUGCAGGUUGAACCCCUUAAACUGUAAAUCCACUGCGCAUGACUUCUCCCAGCCAUUUAAUUCUCUCCAGGAUGACGCGUUGCAUUUACAUCGACUCUGUUAGAUCACACACCACGGGGUCAUAUGGAACAGCUGCCUGAGUAAGUGUGUGUAUAUAUGCCUUGGUGCAUAUGUUUCAAAAAGCAUUAGCCGCAUGGGGAAUGAAUCUAGUCAUAUGAAAUGAGCCCGCUGAUGUAAGAGAUAAAGUUGUUUUACGGGGUAUAGUAAGAUAGCAUGUCAGCAGAUAGAGUAUGUUAUUAAGAGAUUGUAGUUUCCACCAUUUUUUAUCCCUGCUUUUAAAUACUUUGAUUGUAGUGUGGUAAAUGCAGAGAGGUGGGGGAAAAAAGUCCAAAUUAAAUGUUGCGAGUACAGUAUGAAUUUGUCUUCCACACAAGAUUGAAUGUUUGGAUGCUUGUGACUGUACAUAAAUAUUUUGAGGUUGGAAUAUGCUUAUUUGCUCUGGAGAGAGGAAAAAGCCCACAGAGAUGGGGAAAGAAUGUAUGUGAAUGUGUUCCCUUAUUCUGAGAAUAAAGAUGGUUCUUUUUCUGCAA
This is a messenger RNA of Micropterus dolomieu (smallmouth bass), 1563 nucleotides long. RefSeq names its product RP9 pre-mRNA splicing factor (gene rp9). The coding region runs from base 155 to 823 and encodes 222 amino acids. The transcript is spliced from 6 exons. The record is from RefSeq and is a predicted model, not a curated record. NCBI's taxonomy places the organism in Eukaryota, Metazoa, Chordata, Actinopteri, Centrarchiformes, Centrarchidae. Gene Ontology annotation, biological process: RNA splicing.